AUGAAGCGAAAGGCAAUUACUUCUCCAGGGUCCUGCAGCCCCCAAGAUGUGAUCGUGAACAUCAAGCACGGCUCCUACCCGGCGGUCAACCCCGACGGCUACGACUUCCCGAAGCACUUUGUGGACCCCGCCACCAGGCAGCGUAUACACACGCUGGAGCUGCUCUCCGACGGCAAGAACAGGACCUACUCGAUACGGAACCCGCGCCCUGGCAACUGGUACGCGCUGGUGUACAAAAAAUGGGAGGACCCCAGGACGCAGAAGGUCGAGCAACAGGGUCUAGUCGCGGACUGCCACACUAUUCUGUACACGGACUUGCAGGUGAAAAGGGAGAAGGACAUCCGACUUGUCGACUGCUACGCCGGUCUGACGCUAAACUAUGAUGAAGUACCGUCGGACUUCAAAUGCAUGACGGUGGAUAGUACAGAGGCUGUAAAUUUCAGGCUCACGAUAAGGAACACGUCCAUUACGAACGGCGAGAUCCUUAUCAGCGUCCAAUCUCUGUCCCUUCCUACCGAGGAGAGCUAUCUGCUGUCAUGCGCGUUCGACCCCAGGUUGAGCAACGAACAGACCAUCAACUUCUCCCCGUACCCCAGCGCGUGGCACUACUUAAGUGUCCAGCGCAUCGUCGGCAACGCUUCUAGGUAUGCCGACUGCGAGUCGUACCGCUAUCGCGCCGACAUCGACGAAGCGGACAACCGUACCACCGUUGACCUCAUGCGCGACGACAAGGGCAGAUUCUUCACCUUCGACUACGGCCUGCCCACCACCGACCUGCAGGACGUGACCAGCCUCGUCAACCUCACCUCGGGCGAGGCCAAAAGCCUGCGGCUGAACGUCAACCAGUUCCUGGACAUAGGCGGCAACUUCGCUAUAGAGGCCAGUCUCCUCAUGAGCCUCAAAUACUACAUGGGCUACAGGCGCGAGCUGAGAAACGGCUCGCUCUUCGCGUUCACCGAACGCAACCAGUUCUUCAAGGUCGUGAUAUGCUUGGACAUUGGCCACGCGAGCGUGCCACUGGAGAGUGGCCACUGCAAGUUCAACGACCGGGUCAGGCCGGCGCUGUUCGUCUUGAACAGCACCGACUCGGAGACGAUCUACGGCAAAGUGAUAAUACCGUAUCCUGAGAGUGGCGUGUGGUAUAUAACGCUGCGCCUGUUCUGCGACAGCGCCGUCUGUCCCUGUCGCACGUCGGAGAACGGCUCGGAGUACUUCGUGGACCCGAACGCGCUAGACAGGGACGGAUAUAUGGGCGACAAGAACGACACCAGGCAGGGGGAGACGGUUUGCAACGCGACGGCGGUCCUGUCCCUGUCGUCCACUUCCUGCGUGAACGGCAGGUGCAGCAACCACGGCAGCUGCGGCCUCAACACCUUCGGGGGGCUAGUGAUGUCUUUCUGCUCCUGUUCCGCCGGCUACGGAAGUUGGGACUGUUCAGACGACUCAAGAAUGGACAGCCGCGUCUACAUGCUCGUCUCGGUCCUUCUUCUCACGCUCAGCAACCUCCUCUUCUUCUUCUCCAUCUACGUGGCCAUCAUCCGCCUGUACUACUCCGAGGCGAUGAUGUACACCUUCACCAUGGUCUUCUCCACGUUCUACCACGCGUGCGACGCGCCCGCCCAGGUGGGGUACUGCGUCAUCAGAGGUAACAUACUGCAGUUCGGCGACUUCUACUGCGGCCUCAUGUCCUUCUGGGUGACUUUGCUGGCGAUGGGCGUCAUCAGCGAGAGGCUGCGCUCGUCUUUGCAGCUGACGGGCGCCAUAGUUGUCGCGCUUCUCACCACUUGGAACAUGCACUCGUUCGUGGCGUUCCUCCUGCCGGUGGCCGUAGGCCUCUGCGUGCUCCUGCUCUCCUGGUGGUUCGACUUCCGUAGCACCAGGCGGCUACGCUACCCCCGGCCGUACUACACGACCCACCUGCCGAUCGGCGUAGCUCUCGUCUCCGUAGGCCUGGUCUGCUACGCCUUCCUCCAGACGGAGCAGAACUACAAAAUCGUCCACUCCGUUUGGCACAUGAUAAUAGCGGGCAGCGUGGUCUUCCUGCUGCCCGACGUGAGGCGCACCGCCGUGAAUCCAUUCGUCCCGGGCCCGGGCUACUUCAAGUCACCAUUUUGGAGGGUUUUCGACAGGUCCCAAGCGCGCGUAUCGACCGAU
Molecule: messenger RNA, 2154 nt
Organism: Iphiclides podalirius (scarce swallowtail)
Lineage: Eukaryota; Metazoa; Arthropoda; Insecta; Lepidoptera; Papilionidae
Source: the annotation of a GenBank genome assembly